GGGACGCCUCCCCGGUCCUCAACCACGCCGCUGUGCCCUUAAUCUCCAACAAGAUGUGCAACCACCGGGAGGUGUACGGCGGCAUCAUCUCCCCCUCCAUGCUCUGUGCCGGCUACCUGCAGGGCGGUGUGGACAGCUGCCAGGGGGACAGCGGGGGACCGCUGGUGUGUCAGGACAGGAGGGUGUGGAAGUUGGUGGGGGCGACAAGCUUCGGCAUCGGCUGUGCCGACGUGAACAAGCCUGGCGUCUACACGCGCAUCACCUCCUUCCUGGACUGGAUUCACGAGCAGAUGGAGGUGGGUGUGGCCCCCGCGGCCCGUCCCUGGAUGCCAGCGCCCUCUCCUGCGGCCCCAGUGUGGCUGUGGAGCCAAGGAGCCAUCGCCUGUUCAUCAAGCAGGGCUCUGCGGCCUCUGGGGUUCGACGUGGCUGGUCCCAUGG
Messenger RNA from Suricata suricatta (meerkat), 438 nucleotides. RefSeq names its product transmembrane protease serine 3-like. The record is from RefSeq and is a predicted model, not a curated record. The transcript is spliced from 2 exons. Gene Ontology annotation, molecular function: serine-type endopeptidase activity. Gene Ontology annotation, biological process: proteolysis. The annotation marks the transcript as partial. Lineage: Eukaryota; Metazoa; Chordata; Mammalia; Carnivora; Herpestidae.